AUGGAUGGAAACAAACAAGAAAUCCACUGUAUGGCUUUGUCCCGCAAACAGUUUCUUGGGGUUAACACUGUAAACACUACUGCACUGGCAGUUGCUGCAGCCCCCAAACAGUUUUUGUCAGCUGCUGCUUCAGCCAUGCCAACAUGUUUUCCACAGCUUCCUGCAGUCCCACUAAUCCCAACCAACUGUGCCAAUCCUGGAACGUUUAAUUUCAAUUUUAACUUUGGACAAACCCCGAAAAAUACGGAAGCGUCUUCACCAGUUGUCAUGACAGCAGCCGGAUCAGAUCUUGUCCCUCCUAAAACAUCACCCAGAACAUCAACGCCAGGUAACACAACUGAAAAGCCAUUCAAAUGCAAUAUGUGUGGCCAGCAGUUUGCCCGAAGGGACACGCUACAAUGCCAUCAACGGACACACACGGGCGAGCGUCCCUAUCCUUGUGACACAUGCCCAUUACGAUUCGCACGGCGUGAUACUCUUCAGUGCCAUCGUCGGACACAUACUGGUGAGAGACGGUUUGCAUGCGAUAUCUGUUUGCAGAGAUUCGCACGACGUGAUACUCUACGCUGCCACAGACGGACCCAUUCUGGGGACAAGCCAUUUGCUUGUGACCUGUGCAUUCAGCGGUUUGCAAGGCGGGAUACACUGCAGUGUCACAGACGCACACACUCUGGAGAGAAGCCGUUUGUUUGUCAGUAUUGCAAUAAACGAUUUGCACGAACCGAUAAGCUGCAGCGUCAUCGCAGGACGCAUUUGCGCGGUGCCAAUAAUAUCAAUGUUGUCAGCAAUAGCAGUAACAGCUCUGCUAAUUGCAACGGUUGUGUCCGAAGCCCUGAUGCCAAUUUGAACGAUAACCGUGCUCCUUCCGAGGGUAAUGCUAACAACCAAAACUCUCAACAAGGCAGCAGUAGUGGAAAUAAUACUGUAACUACCACCACCAACAACAACAACACUAGUGUCACCACAAGCAACAACAACAACAACAACAUUGUUUCUCCUGUCUCCCCCUCAGUUACUACCACCACCAUUAACCAAACCAAUCAUACCACUACACAUUCAGUUCCCUGUAGCAGCCAGCAUCUUCACUCCAACAGUAACGUUACCAUGGUAACUCCACAUCACCAUUCUCCCCAUCCACCCCAGAUGCCCCCAACAUCAUCUGUUGUUUCCAUGAGCUCGAUGUAUCCACAGACUACGGGGGGGUUUAUACCCCCAUCUCUACCAAAAACAGACAGGUUCCCUGCAAACAUGACAAACCAACUUUGGCAAAUUUUCUACUGA
Acanthosepion pharaonis is the source of this 1281-nucleotide messenger RNA. Lineage: Eukaryota; Metazoa; Mollusca; Cephalopoda; Sepiida; Sepiidae. The record is from the annotation of a GenBank genome assembly.